Messenger RNA from Otolemur garnettii (small-eared galago), 1003 nucleotides. Its product is annotated as olfactory receptor 51G2. The record is from RefSeq and is a predicted model, not a curated record. Bases 17 to 958 code for a protein of 313 amino acids. Gene Ontology annotation, biological process: G protein-coupled receptor signaling pathway. Gene Ontology annotation, cellular component: membrane. Gene Ontology annotation, molecular function: G protein-coupled receptor activity; olfactory receptor activity. NCBI's taxonomy places the organism in Eukaryota, Metazoa, Chordata, Mammalia, Primates, Galagidae. The transcript has a single exon.
CCGAUUUCCACGCACAAUGACACUGGGAUCACUGGGAAACAGCAGCAGCAUUUCCUCUACCUUCCUGCUGAGCGGUAUCCCCGGGCUGGAGCACAUGCACGUCUGGAUCUCCAUCCCGCUAUGCUUCAUGUACCUGGUUUCCAUCCUGGGCAACUGCACGAUCCUUUUUAUCAUUAAAACAGAGCCCUCACUGCAUGAGCCCAUGUACCUCUUCCUGUCCAUGCUGGCUCUGACUGACCUGGGUCUGUCCCUGUGCACCCUCCCUACAGUGCUGGGCAUCUUUUGGGUUGGGACACGGGAAAUCAGUCAUGAUGCCUGUUUUGCCCAGCUCUUUUUCAUUCACUGUUUGUCCUUCCUAGAGUCUUCCGUGCUGCUAUCUAUGGCCUUUGACCGCUUUGUAGCCAUCUGCCGUCCCUUGCACUACGCUUCAAUCCUCACCAACACGGCCAUUGGCAGGAUUGGCCUCGCCUCUCUGGGCCGUAGCGUAGUGCUUAUUUUUCCAUUGCCUUUUAUGCUCAAAAGAUUCCCCUACUGUGGCUCCCCAGUCCUCUCCCAUUCCUACUGUCUCCACCAAGAAGUGAUGAAAUUGGCCUGUGCAGACAUUGAGGCCAACAGCAUCUAUGGCAUGUUUGUCAUCGUUUCCACGGUGGGUGUAGACUCGGUCCUCAUCCUCUUCUCUUACGCCCUGAUCCUACGCACUGUGCUGUGCAUUGCCUCCAGGACAGAGAGACUCAAAGCUCUUAAUACCUGUGUUUCCCACGUUUGCGCUGUGCUCCUCUUCUACACGCCCAUGAUUGGCUUGUCUGUUAUCCACCGCUUUGGACAGCAGAUGCCCCACCUGGUGCAGGUGCUCAUGGGUUUUGUGUAUCUUCUUUUCCCGCCCCUGAUGAAUCCCAUUGUCUACAGUGUGAAGACAAAACAGAUCCGAGAUCGGGUGACCCAUGCCUUUUGUUACUAGCUGGGUCUAACAUUGGAGGCACUAUCACUUUAAAUGUGCCCACAC